This is a messenger RNA of Radiomyces spectabilis, 228 nucleotides long. Its product is annotated as TFIIH subunit TTDA/Tfb5. Gene Ontology annotation, biological process: nucleotide-excision repair, preincision complex assembly; transcription initiation at RNA polymerase II promoter; nucleotide-excision repair. Lineage: Eukaryota; Fungi; Mucoromycota; Mucoromycetes; Mucorales; Radiomycetaceae. Bases 1 to 228 code for a protein of 75 amino acids. The transcript has a single exon. Gene Ontology annotation, cellular component: transcription factor TFIIH core complex; transcription factor TFIIH holo complex. The record is from RefSeq and is a predicted model, not a curated record.
AUGGUCAAAGCAGUGACGGGCGUUUUACUGGAGUGUGAUAGUACAGUAAAGCAAAUCAUACUGAAUCUCAAUAAGCGCGGAAACUUUGUUAUCGAAGAUCUUGACGACACUCAUUUGUUCAUUGAAGCUUCGUGGGUUAAACAACUUCAGUACGAACUGGAUCGCAUCUUGGACGAAAACUCGUAUACCAUUUCCGGUGAAGAUAAAGAAAGUCGCAACAAAAACUAG